AUGACAAACCUAAAUAUCGAGAGCGGUUAUUUUAAUGAUGAACUAAAGGAAGAAUCAAACGAAUCAAAUUUUAUGUAUGCUAAUAUAAGCAUGCUAAUAAGAGCGUACAAGAAAGACAGAAAUAAAUUAACCAUCCAAAAUAAAAAAUUAAACCUUAUUAAAAUAGUAGGGUUUGUGUUAAAUAUUGAAGAAAAAAAAGAAUUUAUAGUAUAUACAAUUGAUGAUACAACCGGCUACAUAAGAGCAAAGUUACUUUUAACUUAUUCAUUCACUACAUGUAAUGAAAAAAAUGAAGAUAUCAAAGUAAAUGAUGUUGUACAAAUAUUCGGCAUUUGCAAUACUGUAAGCAUUAAUGAAGACUUAACCAUUUCAAUCAGUUCAAUUAAUAAGCUAAAUUCCCUUAACUAUUUAUGCCAUCACAAUUUAUUAGUUUUCCAUAACUAUUUAAAAUUUCUAGAAAGUGAAAAAAUAAACCCUGUGAUGGAAGACGAACAGGCAAAAAAUGAUGAGGACGAUAAUGCGUCCAUCGUACAGAAUAAUGAUAACCCAUUUUUUAACUCCUUUUUUUACUGA
Molecule: messenger RNA, 573 nt
Organism: Plasmodium gonderi
Lineage: Eukaryota; Apicomplexa; Aconoidasida; Haemosporida; Plasmodiidae
Exons: 1
Coding region: 1-573 (190 amino acids)
Biological process (GO): double-strand break repair via homologous recombination; DNA replication; nucleotide-excision repair
Cellular component (GO): chromosome, telomeric region; DNA replication factor A complex; site of double-strand break
Source: RefSeq, a predicted model, not a curated record